AUGACAGAUUCACAACAACCACACCAAUAUCCUCCCCCACAUGAAGUGUACAGUGGAGGCUACCACCAGCCCGGUAUGGACAUGCAUUCAGCUCAAGAUCCCAGACAGCAUGUUUACUCUUCGCAAGCCACAGCAGCAGCAGCAGUGCAAGCACCCUAUUCAAUGCAACCUGUAGGCCAUUCAUCGCCUCCUCCUCCUCAAAACCUAGGUUAUAGGCCCAUGGAUGCAGCAGCAGCAGCUGUACCUCCACCAGCUCAAAAUGCUGCUGAGCAGCCUUCAGAAGAACCUUUAUAUGUCAAUGCAAAGCAAUAUCACCGUAUUUUGAAGCGUAGAGCUGCUAGAGCUAAAUUAGAGGAAUUAAACAAACUGAGCAAGGCAAGAAAGCCCUAUCUUCAUGAAAGUAGACACAAACAUGCCAUGCGCAGACCUCGUGGUCCAGGUGGUCGUUUCUUGACUGCCAAGGAAGUCGAAGAGUUGGAGAGAACAGGCAAGAUGCCCGGUCAGUCAUCCCCCGAUGUUAAAAAGACAGAAGCAAAAACCGCAAUGCUCGAUCAAGACCAACAGCAACACUCACAGCAACAACAACAGCAGCAACAGCAUCAGCAUCAGCAACAACAGCCUACCUGGGCCACUGCUCCUCCAUCUGGUCCGCCCCAAGGCUACUCAAAUGGCAAUGCAUAUAACUAA
This is a messenger RNA of Mucor velutinosus, 687 nucleotides long. RefSeq lists its product as uncharacterized. Gene Ontology annotation, biological process: regulation of transcription by RNA polymerase II. NCBI's taxonomy places the organism in Eukaryota, Fungi, Mucoromycota, Mucoromycetes, Mucorales, Mucoraceae. The coding region runs from base 1 to 687 and encodes 228 amino acids. The transcript is spliced from 3 exons. Gene Ontology annotation, molecular function: DNA binding; DNA-binding transcription factor activity, RNA polymerase II-specific. The record is from RefSeq and is a predicted model, not a curated record. Gene Ontology annotation, cellular component: CCAAT-binding factor complex.